Messenger RNA from Colletotrichum gloeosporioides, 2118 nucleotides. RefSeq lists its product as uncharacterized. Gene Ontology annotation, biological process: positive regulation of transcription from RNA polymerase II promoter by galactose; DNA-templated transcription. Gene Ontology annotation, molecular function: RNA polymerase II cis-regulatory region sequence-specific DNA binding; DNA-binding transcription factor activity, RNA polymerase II-specific; zinc ion binding. Gene Ontology annotation, cellular component: nucleus. The record is from RefSeq and is a predicted model, not a curated record. Lineage: Eukaryota; Fungi; Ascomycota; Sordariomycetes; Glomerellales; Glomerellaceae. Bases 1 to 2118 code for a protein of 705 amino acids. The transcript is spliced from 9 exons.
AUGGAUUCUGCAGAGGCCCAGCGCACGACGCAGAACUCUGGCAUCAAGGUCCGCCGACCCCGGGCCGCUCGAGCGUGCGAUCUCUGCAGGGCGAAGAAGAACAAGUGCGAUGAGCUGUAUCCUUGCACCUAUUGCAAGAACCGCGGCGCAACAUGUGUCUACAAAGGCCAAGACAUGUCGAGGAGGCAUUACACACCGGAAUAUGUGAGACAACUUGAAGAACAGGUCAAGAGCCUCUCGGCUCUCGCAGAGUCUCAGAGCCAGAAGGCUCAAUCGACAGACGACAACGCCUCGGUAUCCGCAACUAUUCCCGAAAUAGCCGAGGGUUUCUCACCGGCAGACUGCAGCCUCCAACGGCGCCCAUCACGAAGCACGACUGUCGGCUCACCGUCAAAUGCACGCUCCAGGAAUGCUGCUGGCCAAGAGGUUUCCGGCGUCAACCGACACACUCGGAACGUGGAGUUCUACGGAAGCUCGUCGUCAGUUGCUCUUCUGUCACAUGUGCAGAGAACCGGUGAAGAGCCUGUGAUAUCGAACGACUUGGACUCAGAUGCGGGAACUUUGCUAUCAAAUCUUCACAAUCCCGCCUUUUCAUCACCGGCAGCCGAUCAGCCCCAGGGAGGACCAGCUCACACUGGUGAGGAGAGGUCGUCUGCGAGGCCGGUAACUCACUACCCACAAUGCCGGCAUUUCCUGCAAAGUUUCUUUUCUAGUAUACACUAUGUGCAUCCUAUCCUCGACAAGAAAAUCUUCUUCGACCGCUGCGAGAUGAUUUGGUCGAACCAAGAAGCUGCGCGGACGCCAUCGAGUUUCAUAGCUUUGUAUUACAGCAUUCUGUCUUUGGGCGCCCUUAUUGGAGUGCGAGAGGAUGAGCCCAUUGAUGGGAUCGAGAACCUGCAAUGGAGCAGGAGGUUCUUUGACGAGGCGAAGAGGCGGUGUGAUCAACUGGGAAUGGUCACUGAUCUGGAAAUGGUCCAAUGCUACUUCUUUUUGGCGAAAGUUUGUCAAAAUGAGUUGAACGCGCAUUGGUCGUACAUGUACGUUGGACUCGCCGUCAGAACAGCACUGGCAAUGGGUAUCAACCGCGAACCUGGCCCAGGAUGCAAGAAAGAUCCAGCAGAGCUAAGAGCUGAAACGAGAACGUGGUGGGGUUUAUACUCAUUAGAAACCGAAAUGUCUUUCUCGAUGGGCAGACCUGACACAUUAGGAGCUGACCUCUACCACAACCGACAAUUUCCAAUUAUUGGUGAAACAGAAAACGAGUACUCAUCUAGCUCAGACCUCGUGGAUCCUCCGUCUUGCGCCAUCAUCAAAUCGAUGGUGGACUACUCAAAAGUCAUCAGAAGCAUCUGCUUGGGAAUCUACUUGCCAGAGACGACGGUUCCGAGAACGGUUACCCUGGCGCACCAGAUCGAUCAAGACUUGCAAAAGUGGGUUGAGAGCCUUCCGGAGCCGAUUCGGCCGACAGGGACGGUUCAGCCGCGUUCACUGAAGAGCGCCAAGGAGGCUCAAUGGAUGAAGAGGCAACGGCUCGUCUUGACUAUGCGCUAUCUCAACUUGAAGAUUCUCCUCUUUGGCUCGAUACUUCUCACGUCGUCUUCUGCGGAGCGUGCAUCAAUCCCGGGAUCACACGAGGGCAUUCAGACGUGUCUUGAAUCUGCCAAGCAAACGAUUGAAAUCAUCUACCAGACUUAUCAACAUCAUGAUUUCUUCCGCACAUGGUUCUACAACACAACAUACACGGUGUUUGCGGCUUCGAUGAUUUUGGUGUAUGUCACUCAAGAGGCUGUAGAGUCAGAACUGCAACCCCUUCUUAAACUCGUCGGCAUGGCCAUAGAAAUUCUCGAGACCAUGGACGAGUGCGUAGUGGCCUUGAGAUCGGCCAAGCUUCUGCAUAAAGCUAUUGAGAAGGCCGAGAAGAAGUUCUCGGCAUCAACACCGUCCGCGGCUAUGAUACCAGCCAUGCCACCCGCGGAUGCAAUGUUGCAACUGAACCAUUAUUGGGGCCCCUUGAACAUCCUCGACAAUGAGAUGGACUUUGGGUUUGCGAUGCAGUUUGCGGAUUUCGAGGGAACGAAUUCGCUGUUCAUGGCGUUGGAUGAUCAAAGAACCAUGUAA